CCGGUAGCCGUCUAAGAAAUACAAUGUUCUUACGGUAGAUGUCGCUAGGAUCCCCUAGACCCAUAUGGUGGGAAAAUUUGCUGCCUAUGGAUGAGGCCUUGGUGGCUCAGAUGGCAGAGCGCUGGAGUAUCGAUCCAGAGGCCGUGAGUUCAAGUCUCAUCCAAGGCAGUAAUUUUUCCACUUUUAAAUUUAUUCUAAGCUAAAUAUUAAUAGGCCCAGACGGAGAUGGUGGGAAAGUUUGCUGCCUAUGGAUGAGGUCUUGGUGGCUCAGAUGGCAGAGCGCUGGAUUAUCGAUCCAGAGGCCGUUAGUUCAAGUCUCACCCAAGGCAGUAAUUUUUCCACUUUUAAAUUUAUUCCAAGCUUAAUAGCAUCGAUCGCAGACGUUUCUGCUUGUUGAUAAUUAAUUAAUUUAGUAUUUGUUUUUAAUAUUGAGACCAGGGGAUGAAAUAUUUCUGCUUAUUAUAAAAAUACAGUAAAAUUGAUUACAAGUACGACCUUAUCCCAUCACAGUCUAAAAUUUCGAGCGCCAAAAAUGCGUAGGUGUAAUCAAAUUGGUUUUCAGAAGCUAAUAAAUGAACAAGACGUAGUAAAUAUUAAUUGAAAGAAAAAAGCUAUACACAAAACAAUAUAUGUAUUAAGGCGAUAUUUAUAAUUUAAGUUACCAUAACUUUUAUUGUACAUCGUACCCGUAUAUGAUACAUGUGAAAAAUGUUAGCGUUAUACCACGUUAAAUUGGCAGCGAUUUUCAUAGCACAGACUGUGUGUGCAUAUUUCUAUGAUAUUUUAUUUUAUUUUUUAUAUGUUAGCCUGUUGUGUCCCACUGCUGAGUAAAGGCCUCCCUCUCUUUAUUUCACGCAUCUCAGUCUAUGACAGUAUUAGGCCAAUCCUUCCAAUAGACGUCCAGAUCGUGCCGCCAUUUCCUUCGAGGUUUGCCGUGACGUCGCACUAUGUUUGGUGUCCACUCGGUAGUUUGCUUGGCCUACAAGUCGUUUGGCAUACGGCAGAUGUGUCCGGCCCAGUCUUAUUUAAGCUAAGCGGCUGUCUGGGCUAUGUCGGCUACUUGGGUUUUGAAGCGCGAGUUGGAAUUUCUGAUUCUGUCAGUCAGUUUGACACCAAUAAUACUGCGCUCCAUUGAUGACCUAUGAUACCUAUGAUGGAUGAGCUAUGAUAUUAUGACUUUAAAAAUAAAACUUGAACACUGUGCUAUCAAAAUCGCUGCCAAGUUAGCUUGGUCUAAAAGUACUUUCAGUAAAAUAUACACAAGCAAAAGUUUUCAAGAAAAAAUAAAACCAUUAAGCACAAUUCACUGAACUGCCACUAACUGUCAAUUAGAAUGUCAAAGCUGCGGUUUGCGAUAACGGGUACGUCAUGUUCGAUCGGUUGACAUGUCAAUUUGAUAGUUUUUGUCUAUACAAGGUAUAAAAAACAAAUAAUCUUACUUGUGUCGCAAUGGUUUGUGUGAUUCGCGAAAUUCAAGAACGCGCCCCAAUAAGUCGUAAACUGGGGCAUUUGGCAAUUUUCGACGCGGUAUAUAUAUAAAAAGCCUUGGUGAUUAUACACCAUCAGUCUUGUUCUGGACAUAUCAGUUGCAACUUCAAAAAUGAAAUUCUUAGUGCUGUUUGCUGUUUUGACCUGUGUGGCUGCUGCUCCAUUGUAUGUGGCCGAAGAUGUUCACAUUACUCUGCCAUCCAAAACAACUAUCACUCAAAGCAGUGUAGCAAUCAAUCAUGGAGGUGACGUGGUUGCUAGCGUACCAGCAGUUCACAGUGUGCCAGUGGUACCAGUCCACCCGAUUCAUAUUUUGCACGCCGAACCCAAGAAAACUACAAUAACCAAGAGCAAUUUGUCCAUAAACCAUGAUAUUCAAGAUAUGAGCAAUAAUCUGAAAAAGGUACCUUCUGCACAACCACCACCCUCGAAGACUUUUAAUAUGUUUACCUGGAGACCACAAGGUAUAAACAAUACCAAUUUUCAAAACUACACGAAUCAUUUCUCCUGAGCCCCUAGUGUAAAUUUAUUCGAUUUCGUGACGUGCCGUACGCGUUUGCGUUAAGUCUCAUUUAGUAUGGGAUUUAGAAACAGCGCCCCAAGCGGAACGUUUUGGAAACUCAAAAUCCCAUACAAAAUUAGACUUAACGCAAUCGCGUAUGUCACGUUAUGCCAUCGAAUACAUUUACCCUAGAGGUACAGAUUUUAAUAAUUUUCUUGAGCUAAAAGUUCAACUACGUUUUCUUGUAUUCAUUUUGGUACCUGCAAUUUGUUUUAAUCUAACACAGAAAUAUUGUUUACAUUGAAAUGUCAUAAAGUGACUGUUAUGACAAGUCAACUGGGGCCUAUUUCUCGUACGUUACAAGUCUUGUAAUACAAGUGUGUAUCUAUGGUAACGCUUGUAUUU
This is a messenger RNA of Cydia pomonella (codling moth), 2395 nucleotides long. RefSeq lists its product as uncharacterized. The coding region runs from base 1601 to 1999 and encodes 132 amino acids. The transcript has 3 exons. The record is from RefSeq and is a predicted model, not a curated record. NCBI's taxonomy places the organism in Eukaryota, Metazoa, Arthropoda, Insecta, Lepidoptera, Tortricidae.